Messenger RNA from Fonsecaea nubica, 309 nucleotides. RefSeq lists its product as hypothetical. The record is from RefSeq and is a predicted model, not a curated record. Lineage: Eukaryota; Fungi; Ascomycota; Eurotiomycetes; Chaetothyriales; Herpotrichiellaceae. The transcript has a single exon. The coding region runs from base 1 to 309 and encodes 102 amino acids.
AUGGGGUUCAAGCAGGAGUUCCUCAAAGAGCUAGUCUUCAGCUAUAAGAAUCCUGACGAGAUAAGAGUCAAAGGCUUCAGAGACUACUUUGAGCGCUUGAACAAAUCAUUCCUAUCGCAUCCUGUUGACCAACCGCCGCCUCCGCGGAAGCCCAUUACGGCGGAGGUGAUUCACGUCUGUGAGCUGAAGACUACUCUGAACCCAGAGACCGAAGUCGAGGUUGUGCAGCGAGCCAUCACUCGCCACCCGGCUGGAAACUUUCAACCUUCGACAAAGGUGCUUGGCUGGGAUGGGGCAAAGCCUUCCUGA